Messenger RNA from Yarrowia lipolytica CLIB122, 1962 nucleotides. RefSeq lists its product as uncharacterized. The record is from RefSeq and is a predicted model, not a curated record. Gene Ontology annotation, cellular component: high-affinity iron permease complex. Gene Ontology annotation, biological process: reductive iron assimilation; cellular response to iron ion starvation. Lineage: Eukaryota; Fungi; Ascomycota; Dipodascomycetes; Dipodascales. Gene Ontology annotation, molecular function: ferroxidase activity; copper ion binding.
AUGAAGUUCCAAGUGGUGACCGCCGCGCUCGCCUUGGCCGGCCUUUGCUCGGCCCAGCUCGCGCCCAUUGGCAAGAACGACAAGUACUACAACUUCACCGCCACCUGGGUCAACGCCAACCCCGACGGCGUCCACGAGCGACGAGUCAUUGGUAUCAACGACCAGUGGCCCAUCCCCACCAUCAACGUGACCAAGGGCGACCGGGUCAUUGUCGAUCUGUACAACGACCUCGGCACCCAGAACGUGUCUCUGCAUUGGCACGGUCUGUUCAUGGAGGGCCAGAACGCCCAGGACGGCCCCGUGUGGAUCACCCAGUGCCCCCAGUCCCCCGAAGACUCGUCUUUUGCUUUCCGAUACAACUUCACCGUCGAGCAGGCCGGAACCUACUGGUACCACUCCCACGUCGGUGGUCAAUACCCCGACGGUCUGCGUGGCGUCUUCAUCGUCAACGACCCCGAGGACCCCUACAAGGACGAGUACGACGAGCACAUCUGGUUCACCGUCUCCGACUGGUACCACGAGGAGAUUCCCGACCUGCUGCCCGAUUUCCUGUCCGUCUACAACCCCACCGGAGCUGAGCCUAUCCCCUCCAACAUUCUCUUCAACGACACCCUCAACACCACCAUCAAGGUGGAGCCCGGUAAGACCUACAAGCUGUCCAUCAUCAACAUUGGCGCUUUCGUGUCCCAGUACGUGGAGAUUAUGAACCAUACCAUGGAGGUUAUUGAGAUUGACGGUGUUUACACCGAAAAGUCCGACCCCAUUGACCUUCUUUACAUCACCUCUGCCCAGCGAUACUCGGUACUGCUCAAGACCAAGGACGAUGCUUCCACCAACUUCCCCAUUAUGACCACCAUUGACGGAACCAUGCUGGAUCUGACCCCCGAGGAUCUUGUUCUGUACCAGACCAACUGGCUGCAGUACAACGACGACCCCAACGACCGUCCCGAGGGUCCCGAGAACUACUACUGGCACACUGACAAGGAGGGAGAUGGCGCUGAUGACGAGUUCGAGGAGCGACGAUUCGAUGACAUGGAUCUUGUUCCCCUGGACGGCAUGAAGCUGCUGCCCGACCCCGACAUGACCAUCACCGUCAACGUGACCAUGAACAACCUCAACAACGGUAUCAACUACGCCUUCUUCAACGAGCUCACCUGGGUUGCUCCCAAGGUCCCCGUUCUGUACACCGUCAUGUCUUCUCCCGACGGCAUGGAGACUGACGCCACCAUCUACGGAGACAACACCCACACCUACGUUCUCAAGCACAACGACGUUAUCGACAUUGUGCUCAACAACGAGGAUGCCGGAACCCAUCCCUUCCACAUGCACGGACGAGUCUUCCAGGUUCCUUACCGAUCUGAGGCCUACGAGGACGAUGACAUGACUCCCUUCGACCCCGAGGAUGAAGACAUCAAGUUUGCCGAGGUGCCCAUGCGACGAGACACAGUCUACGUCAAGCCCAACGGAAACAUGGUGAUGCGAUUCCGAGCUGACAACCCCGGUGUUUGGUUCUUCCAUUGCCAUAUUGAAUGGCACAUGGAGCAGGGUCUUGCCUUCACUCUGGUUGAGGCUCCUGAGGAGCUCAAGAAGCAGUACGUGCCCCCCAACCACUUCGACGCCUGCAAGAUCGCCGAGGUGCCCACCGUCGGAAACGCUGCUGGCAACGACACCGACUUCCUCAACCUGUCUGGCCAGAACCUGCAGGAGAAGGAUCUGCCCGCCGGCUUCACUGCCCGAGGUAUUGUUGCUCUUGUCUUCUCCUGUAUCGCUGCCUUCCUCGGUAUGGGAGCUGUGGCCUGGUACGGAGCCUCUGACAUCAAGAACCAGGAGAUUCGAAUGAUCCAGGAGUUUGAGCGAGAGGCCGGAGAGGAGGUUGACGGCGCCGAGUCUUUGCAGGACGUGCAGGACGAACCCGUUCACAUUCCCCACCCCCACCUUCACCACAACAACGCCACCAACUAG